Messenger RNA from Mirounga angustirostris (Northern elephant seal), 5472 nucleotides. It is a transcript of the gene ATP2A3, whose product is annotated as ATPase sarcoplasmic/endoplasmic reticulum Ca2+ transporting 3. The coding region runs from base 165 to 3296 and encodes 1043 amino acids. Gene Ontology annotation, biological process: intracellular calcium ion homeostasis; calcium ion transmembrane transport. The record is from RefSeq and is a predicted model, not a curated record. Gene Ontology annotation, molecular function: ATP hydrolysis activity; P-type calcium transporter activity; ATP binding. The transcript is spliced from 22 exons. Gene Ontology annotation, cellular component: membrane. Lineage: Eukaryota; Metazoa; Chordata; Mammalia; Carnivora; Phocidae.
CGGGCCUCCGACGCCGCUGCCGCCACUGCCGUCGGGGAAGGUCCCAGCGCUGACAUGACCUCGCGCGGCGCUCGCCCGGGCCCAAGCUCCCGGCGUCCCGCGCAGUAGCCCCGCGAAGAGGCGGACUCGACGGUGCCGACCGCGCAGAAAAUCAGGCGGGCGGCAUGGAGGCGGCGCACCUGCUCCCGGCCGCCGACGUGCUGAACCGCUUCUCGGUGAGGGUCGAGAGCGGCCUGAGGCCGGAGCAGGUGUCUGGCGCGCGGGAGCGCUACGGCCCCAACGAGCUCCCGACUGAGGAAGGGAAGUCCCUGUGGGAGCUGGUGCUGGAGCAGUUUGAGGACCUCCUGGUGCGCAUCCUGCUGUUGGCUGCCCUGGUCUCCUUCGUCCUGGCCUGCUUUGAGGAGGGUGAAGAGACAGCAACAGCCUUCGUGGAGCCCCUGGUCAUCAUGCUGAUCCUCGUGGCCAAUGCUAUCGUGGGCGUAUGGCAGGAACGCAAUGCUGAGAGCGCCAUUGAGGCCUUGAAGGAGUACGAGCCUGAGAUGGGCAAGGUGAUCCGCUCAGACCGCAAAGGUGUGCAGAGGGUCCGUGCCCGGGACAUCGUCCCUGGAGACAUUGUGGAGGUGGCAGUGGGGGACAAAGUACCCGCUGACCUCCGCCUCAUCGAGAUCAAGUCCACCACACUGAGAGUGGACCAGUCCAUCCUGACAGGUGAAUCUGUGUCUGUGACCAAGCACACAGAUGCCAUCCUGGAUCCCAGAGCUGUGAACCAGGACAAGAAGAACAUGCUCUUCUCUGGCACCAAUAUCGCAUCGGGCAAGGCCCUGGGUGUGGCGGUGGCCACAGGCCUGCGCACGGAGCUGGGCAAGAUCCGGAGCCAGAUGGCUGCGGUGGAGCCGGAGCGGACGCCGCUGCAGCGCAAGCUGGAUGAGUUCGGGCGGCAGCUGUCCCGAGCCAUCUCUGUGAUCUGUGUGGCCGUGUGGGUCAUCAACAUCAGCCACUUUGCUGACCCGGCCCAUGGCGGCUCCUGGCUCCAUGGCGCUGUCUACUACUUCAAGAUUGCCGUGGCCCUGGCUGUGGCUGCCAUCCCUGAGGGCCUCCCGGCCGUUAUCACUACCUGCCUGGCUCUGGGCACACGGCGCAUGGCACGCAAGAAUGCUAUUGUGCGGAGCCUGCCCUCCGUGGAGACCCUGGGCUGCACCUCAGUCAUCUGCUCCGACAAGACCGGCACACUCACCACCAACCAGAUGUCCGUCUGCCGGAUGUUCGUGGUAGCCGAGGCCGAAGCAGGCUCCUGCCGUCUGCACGAGUUCACCGUCUCAGGCACCACUUAUGCCCCGGAGGGCGAAGUGAGGCGGGCGGAGCAGCCUGUGCGCUGUGGGCAGUUCGAUGGGUUGGUGGAGCUGGCGACGAUCUGUGCCCUCUGCAACGACUCGGCGCUGGACUACAACGAGGCUAAGGGCGUGUAUGAGAAGGUAGGAGAGGCCACGGAGACGGCUCUGACUUGCUUGGUGGAGAAAAUGAAUGUGUUUGACACCAACGUGCAGGCCCUAUCCCGGGUGGAGCGAGCCAGUGCCUGCAAUGCGGUCAUCAAGCAGCUGAUGCGCAAGGAGUUUACUCUGGAGUUCUCCCGAGACCGGAAGUCCAUGUCAGUGUACUGCACGCCCACUGGCCCUGGCCUGGCAGCGCAGGGCAGCAAGAUGUUCGUGAAGGGGGCUCCUGAGAGUGUGAUCGAGCGCUGCAGCUCAGUCCGAGUGGGGGGCCACACAGUACCCCUGACUGCCACCUGCAGGGAGCAGAUCCUGGCCAAGAUUCGGGAUUGGGGCUCAGGCUCAGACAUGUUGCGCUGCCUGGCACUGGCCACUCGGGAUGCACCCCCCAGGAAGGAGGACAUGCAGCUGGACGACUGCAGCAAGUUUGUGCAGUACGAGGCGGACCUGACUUUUGUGGGCUGCGUGGGCAUGCUGGACCCUCCAAGGCCUGAGGUGGCUGCUUGCAUCGCACGCUGCCACCAGGCCGGCAUCCGUGUGGUCAUGAUCACAGGGGACAACAAAGGCACAGCUGUGGCCAUCUGCCGCCGGCUUGGCAUCUUCAGGGACACAGAGGACGUGGUGGGGAAGGCCUACACAGGCCGCGAGUUCGAUGACCUCAGCCCCGAGGAGCAGCGCCACGCCUGCCGCACGGCUUGCUGUUUUGCCCGUGUGGAACCUGCGCACAAGUCCCGAAUCGUAGAGAACCUACAGUCCUUUAAUGAGAUCACCGCCAUGACCGGAGACGGGGUGAAUGAUGCCCCGGCUCUGAAGAAAGCAGAGAUUGGCAUUGCCAUGGGCUCUGGCACAGCUGUGGCCAAGUCAGCAGCCGAGAUGGUGCUGUCAGAUGACAACUUUGCCUCGAUCGUGGCCGCGGUGGAGGAGGGACGUGCCAUCUACAACAACAUGAAGCAGUUCAUUCGCUACCUCAUCUCCUCCAACGUGGGCGAGGUGGUCUGCAUCUUCCUCACGGCAAUUCUGGGCCUCCCGGAAGCCCUGAUCCCUGUGCAGCUGCUCUGGGUGAACCUGGUGACAGAUGGGCUACCUGCCACAGCCCUGGGCUUUAACCCACCAGACCUGGACAUCAUGGAGAAGCUGCCGAGGAACCCUCAUGAGGCCCUCAUCAGCGGCUGGCUCUUUUUUCGAUAUCUGGCUAUUGGAGUGUACGUGGGCCUGGCCACGGUGGCUGCUGCCACUUGGUGGUUCCUUUAUGAUCCCGAGGGACCUCACGUCACCUUCUACCAACUGAGGAACUUCCUGAAGUGCUCCAAGGACAACCCACUCUUUGCUGACAUUGACUGCGAGGUCUUCGAGUCACGCUUUCCCACAACCAUGGCCUUGUCUGUGCUGGUGACCAUUGAAAUGUGCAAUGCCCUCAACAGCGUGUCGGAGAACCAGUCGCUGCUGCGGAUGCCGCCCUGGCUGAACCCUUGGCUGCUGGCCGCUGUGGCCAUGUCCAUGGCGCUGCACUUCCUCAUCCUAUUGGUACCACCCCUGCCCCUUAUUUUCCAGGUGACCCCACUGAGCGGGCGCCAGUGGGUGGUGGUGCUCCAGAUAUCUCUGCCUGUCAUCCUGCUUGAUGAAGCCCUCAAGUACCUGUCCCGGAACCACAUGGAUGCCUGUCUUUAUGCAGGCGUGCGCAGGACAGUUUCCCGGGCGUGGAGUGGGCAGCUACUGACCACCUCCGGGACCCUAGACCACACUGGAAGAGAAGGACCAGAAGUGAACGCCGGGAACAGGGUGGAGUCUCCAGUGUGUACCUCAGACUGAUGAUGCCCAGGCCUUCACCCCGACUCUCCACACCGCCAUCACACUCAUCGCUUGGUCACUGGGCCCUGCCAAGAGUCUCUGUCCCUGCUUCUGUACACAUGAGGGCUCUCUAAUUCAUGUCUCGGGGACUCUCCUGGGAAGUUCAGCUAUGAAGCUCUACCCCAGGAGCUGCAGCUUGGGAGGGAUCUGCCCAGAAGCCAGGGAGCUGGCAGCACAUCCAGACAUGCAGAGCCCUCUACCCCCCAAAUCCAUGAGCACAUUCUGGAGCAGGCACCCCCCUUGCUUGGAGGCUGGGCAUUUACUUGGUGACUGGUGCCUCUACAUUCAUGGAGGAACUCUUGCUUAGUGACUGGUCUGGGGCCUGGUCAGACAGGGGGUGAAGUGGGGGAAACAUCUGGGCCCAGCUGUGCACAGCAAGGGCAGGUAACCCCCUCCACUUUGUUUCCAUAAAACAGAGGAAUCAUGAGGGCUUGAGCCUCUUACUGUUUGUAGGUACAGGGGGUUGAAGGGUCAGAGAGAGGGACAUGGUAGUAGGGGAAGGGGGCUGGGCAAGGAUCCCCUUCCCAGGAGACAGCUGGCUUGCCUGCCUUGCUCUGGGUGCCCCCAGAUUCAGAUUUCCCUGUCCUAAGCAAAUGAGACAUGCCAAGUCUCUCUCGGUGCUGCCCAGUCUGCCAAGCUCAGGCCGGAUUUGCCCUUCAUGUCCCUGGGGCCUAAGACCCCAGACAUCCGUGUGUACCCGAUCACUGUGCCCUUUCAGCCCAACCCUGUGUGCACCAUCCCACAGUCUGUGCAGCUGGGUGAUUCUGAGUCCCCUAGACUCUUGGCCUCACUCUUUGCCCCCAACCCCACAUACCCAUGAGCCGAAAGGAUGUCAAUAAGAAUGGCUAGUUACCCAAGGGCACUUCCUCUCCCUCCCUCCUUGCUGGAGGAAUGUGUGUUGGAUCAUGUCGGAUGAUGGGAAAGGAGUAUUUGAUGGACAUAAAUGUUCUUUUAACUCCGCUUUUGCCCCUUUGGCAAAAAUUAGGGCUCCAGGUACUGUGGCCUCUUACCCAAGCAGAGUUGGGCAGGGCUCCCCUGGGCACCAGCCCACAGAGAUUCUCCGCUUCUUUCCUGCCGGUGGAUUGGCAGACCUGGAGGUGGGGGAGGGUGGCAGGGCGCUAUACCCAUCUGUUGACAUGCAGUUGGUAGAGAAAUAAAGGUUGAGUGCCUGGGGCAAAAGAGGACGGUCUGUCUGAUUUCCUAGAGAGCGGUUCCACCAUCUGCCCAUGUGGUGUCCACCUGGGCUCCCACCACCCACACCCACUCACGUCAGGAACCUUGAGCCAAGGUCUGCGGUUCCCGCAGGGGUUGCUGUCUUCCUCUGAGACAGGACCCAGGAGAGACACUGAUUUCCUGACCCUCUCCCAAAUGGCAAAUGCAUGACUCUGCUCACAGGGACCGCACUUGAUAGUUUGUGUACGUGUUCAAAGCCCUUUGCACAUGUUAAGAUUCCAAUGUCAUCACUGAGGAAACAGGCUGGCAGGGGUUCAUGACUUGGCCUGAGGCAGGGCUAGGCCUGGAGCCUGAAUACCAUGGGCCUCCAGCCCUGACUAUUCCAUGGGUCCUGCAUCUCUCCCUGAGGUUUCUCGCUCUUUCCUUCCCCUCCUUGAACCCCAGGAUGCCAUCGACUUCUUGCCCUCCUAAGCCCAGCUCCAGGGCUCCUCCCCAAGGCUUCUCUCAGCUCACGUUGUCCAGGGACCUUUGAGAGGCUGCUUGAUACUAACUUCUGACUCACCCAGGUGGCUCUGCUCUCUGGGAGCAGGGGCUCUGUGGAGGGAAUAGCUGUGUGUCCCCAUCUCCCUCAUUUUCUUCCUCUGGAGAGAAGAUUCACUCAAGAAGUUUCUGUCUCUAAUCCUCUGCCCAGCUGCCCUGGGAAGGGAAAUCAGGCCCUGCCCACAGGGCCAGGGACAGGACUGACUAUGUAAUUUGUGGGGCUCAGUACAAAAUGAAAAUGUGGAGCCCUUGUUUAAGAAUUAGGAGUUUCUGGGGCGCCUGGGUGGCUCAGUUGGUUAAGCGACUGCCUUUGGCUCAGGUCGUGAUCCUGGAGUCCCGGGAUCGAGUCCCGCAUCAGGCUCCCUGCUCAGCGGGGAGUCUGCUUCUCCCUCUGACUCUCCCCCCUCUCAUGCUCUCUCUAUCU